Molecule: messenger RNA, 1687 nt
Organism: Erythranthe guttata (spotted monkey flower)
Lineage: Eukaryota; Viridiplantae; Streptophyta; Magnoliopsida; Lamiales; Phrymaceae
Product: protein WALLS ARE THIN 1
Cellular component (GO): membrane
Molecular function (GO): transmembrane transporter activity
Source: RefSeq, a predicted model, not a curated record
UCUCUCUCUCUCUCUCUCUCUCUCUCUCUCUCUCUCUCUCUCUCUCUCCUCAACUAUAUAUUUAUAGCCCCCUAAGCUCUACCCUAAACAUCACCACAACUGAUCGAUCAAUCAACACAGCUCAUUAAGAUAUAUAUAAUUAAUUAGUUUUCAGGUGGUUAUUACAUAAAUCAAUCAAUGGCGGACUCCGGCGGCGGCGGCGGCGUUGGUAUUAGGAGAAUGUGCUCGAUACCGGAGAAGUUCCAGCUGCACAUGUCUAUGUUAGCGUUGCAGUUUGGAUACGCAGGUUUCCACGUGGUCUCACGCGCUGCCCUUAACAUGGGCAUCAGCAAGAUUGUCUUCCCUGUUUAUCGAAACAUUCUUGCCUUAUUUCUCCUCUUGCCCUUUGCCUAUUUUCUUGAAAAGAAAGAAAGGCCGCCUCUUACUUGGAACUUGGUCAUCCAGUUCUUCCUCCUCGCAAUUGUUGGGAUAACUGCAAAUCAAGGGUUUUACUUGUUGGGAUUGGACAACACAUCACCCACUUUUGCUUCUGCUAUACAAAAUUCAGUUCCCGCCAUAACCUUUCUCAUGGCAGUUGUACUCAGGAUAGAGAAAGUGAGACUUGAUAGAAAAGACGGGAUCUCAAAGGUGGCGGGAACACUAUUCUGCGUGGCGGGUGCAUCGGUUAUCACGCUCUACAAAGGGCCCACCAUCUACAGCCCCGCCGGAACGACGCUGAAGAGCACGGCGGCGGUGGUGGUGGAGGCUGUGCCGGCGGCGUUGCUGUCACAGCUGGGAGAUGCGAAGGGGAAGAGCUGGACGAUGGGUUGUAUAUUCUUGAUCGGGCACUGCCUAUCGUGGUCCGGGUGGCUCGUGCUGCAGGCGCCGGUUCUGAAAAAGUACCCGGCUCGGCUCUCUUUCACUUCUUACCAGUGCUUCUUUGGUGUGUUGCAGUUUCUUUUGAUCGCCGCUUUUGUCGAGAGGGACCCGCAGGCUUGGCUCGUCCACUCCGGCGCCGAGCUUUUCAGUGUUUUCUAUGCGGGAGUGGUGGCAUCUGGGAUAGCAUUCGCGGUACAAAUAUGGUGCAUAGAUAGAGGAGGCCCAGUGUUUGUAGCUGUUUAUCAACCUGUUCAGACACUUGUUGUUGCCAUUAUGACUUCUGCUCUCUUGGGCGAGGAAUUCUACUUGGGCGGGAUUAUUGGUGCAGUAUUGAUCAUAACGGGAUUGUAUUUUGUUCUAUGGGGCAAAAAUGAGGAGAGGAAAUUUGGAUUAGCCCAAAAGGCUGAGAUCCACUCCCCCGCGGAACACGGUAACAACAGUGAACCCUCUAGCAUCAAGUCGUCGAUCACUCAGCCACUUCUUUCACAGUCAACGGGAAAUGUUUGACGGCCGGUUAAUUUUGACUACAAAGGCUUUCUUUUUGCUGGAAAGGAUAGUAUUUUUUCAAUCCAGUUCUGUUAUGAUUAUAUAUCGAUUAUGUAAAAUGGGUUUGCAUUGUGUAUCACAGUUGCUAUUUUAUUAGGGUUUUUUUUUUAUUUAAAAAAAAAAAAAAGAAAAUAAAAAAAUUAUAGUAGCUAGUGAGUGGGUUUAAAGAAGAGUGAAGAAAAAUGAUGAGGGUAAUUAUGGUAUUGUGAUAUAUCAUAUAUCUCAUGUAAUAUCUUUUAUGUUAAUUGCUACCAACUUUAUUAAUUAGUGCUUGAUCAUUCUA